GUUGCAUCACAACGCCAUGACUAGGAAGAAGGUAAAACUUGCUUUUAUCUCUAAUGAUUCGGCAAGAAAGGCAACCUACAAUAAAAGAAAAAAGGGUAUCAUCAAGAAGGUUAGAGAACUCACCAUUCUUUGUGGUAUUCCAGCAUGUGCUAUAAUUUCCAAUCCUUUUAGUUCCAAAACAGAGGUGUGGCCAGAUCUAGAGGGGGCCAGACAGGUGAUUGAAAGGUACCAGAACUCAUCAGUGAAAGAUGAAACAAAGAAUAUGAACCAAGAGAGUUUCCUAUUACAAAGGAUUACUAAAGCCAGAGAGCAACUUCAAAAGCAAAGCCAUGACAGUCGUGAGAAGGAGCUGAACAAUCUUAUGAUUGGGUGCAUGAAAAAUAGAAAGCUACCAGAUGAAUUGUCUGUUUCUGAAUUGAAAGACUUUGAUAAGCUUAUUGAGAAAAUUCUGAAGGAUAUGGAUAACAAGAUUGAUGCACUCGGUUGAUCAAAUUAAUUUUUCUUAAACUUAAGAGACUUUAUGU
This is a messenger RNA of Medicago truncatula (barrel medic), 524 nucleotides long. RefSeq names its product agamous-like MADS-box protein AGL80. NCBI's taxonomy places the organism in Eukaryota, Viridiplantae, Streptophyta, Magnoliopsida, Fabales, Fabaceae. The transcript has a single exon. The record is from RefSeq and is a predicted model, not a curated record. The coding region runs from base 17 to 487 and encodes 156 amino acids. Gene Ontology annotation, biological process: positive regulation of transcription by RNA polymerase II. Gene Ontology annotation, molecular function: protein dimerization activity; RNA polymerase II cis-regulatory region sequence-specific DNA binding; DNA-binding transcription factor activity, RNA polymerase II-specific.